AACAUCUUUUCCCGGAUUUUUGUCAUUGACUCUUGAAAUUCUGGUAGAGAGUGUGUUUGUAUCUUUUGUGGCAAAUAUUUUAGUUUGGUUUUGUAACGUUUUACUUGAAACUUUUAUCAUGUUGUCCUCACACCUACCAAAAACCAAAAUUGUCAUCAAGGACGCUGACAUUUCAUCACAGCUCGGAAGAACGAAGAUUCAUGACGAAAAUGAGGUUCCAAACAAAGAUUCAGUAUCUGUGAAGAAAAUCAAGGUCUUGGGAGAGAGUCAGAAACAGAAUAUUAUAACAACAAAUGGAACCAAUGAGCCAAUCAAAAAAGCACCAACACACAAGAAAAAGAUGAACUUAUUCAAGAAAGAAGAUGAGCCCCUCCUCCGUGAUAAUCCCAACCGCUUUGUGAUAUUCCCCAUCAAGUACCACGACAUUUGGCAGAUGUACAAGAAGGCAGAGGCUUCUUUCUGGACUGCUGAAGAGGUUGAUCUGUCCAAGGACCUUGUCCACUGGGAGACGCUCAAGGAUGAUGAGAAACAUUUCAUCUCUCAUGUCCUAGCUUUCUUUGCCGCAAGUGACGGCAUUGUUAAUGAGAACUUGGUUGAACGCUUCACCCAGGAAGUCCAGGUGACAGAAGCCAGGUGUUUCUAUGGCUUCCAGAUUGCCAUGGAGAAUAUCCACAGUGAAAUGUACAGCCUACUCAUCGACACCUACAUCAAAGAUGCAGCAGAAAGAGAUUUCCUGUUCAAUGCCAUUGAGACCAUGCCAUGUGUCAAGAAGAAGGCUGACUGGGCUAUGCGCUUUAUGAAUGAUGAUUUGGCUUCAUAUGGAGAAAGAGUUGUGGCAUUUGCUUCUGUAGAAGGAAUCUUCUUCUCUGGGUCUUUCGCUGCUAUCUUCUGGCUAAAGAAGCGCGGCAUCAUGCCUGGUCUCACAUUCAGCAAUGAGCUCAUCAGCAGAGAUGAGGGUCUCCACUGUGAUUUUGCCUGUCUGAUGUUCCGCCACUUGAACAACAAGCCUUCCCAAGAAAGAAUCUAUGAAAUAGUCAAGGAAGCUGUUACAAUUGAGCAAGAAUUCCUCACACAGGCACUGCCUGUAAACCUCAUCGGCAUGAACUGUGAUCUCAUGAAGCAAUACAUCGAAUUUGUAGCUGACAGACUUCUUGUUGAACUUCAGUGUGAAAAGGUGUACAAUUCAGAAAACCCCUUUGACUUUAUGGAACACAUUUCCUUGGAAGGAAAAACAAACUUUUUUGAAAAGCGAGUUGGUGAAUAUCAAAGAAUGGGUGUGAUGUCCGGAGGAUCUGCUAACCAUCAGUUCACAUUGGAUGCUGAUUUCUAAACAUUGGAAUCAAAAGACCUGUUUAUGAAUCAAGACCUGAACUGCGAUCAUAAUCUCACCACCGUCAUGAAUACAUCAGAGACAAUUGAAUUCAGCGAACUAUUUUUAAUACUUUUUUAAUCAUUGAUUGGAACACAGCCAUUUUUAAUGAUUUUAAAAUUCGUUGAAAAUGUGUGGAAAAUAAGUUAUUUAGUGUUUUUUAAGUUGCAUGUAUGUAUUGUCUUGUUUUAGUUAACUGUUUUAGUACCCUUUUUUAUGUAUAAUUGUUAAUAAAAAUUUAUAUUAAUAAG
Messenger RNA from Haliotis rufescens (red abalone), 1620 nucleotides. RefSeq names its product ribonucleoside-diphosphate reductase small chain-like. NCBI's taxonomy places the organism in Eukaryota, Metazoa, Mollusca, Gastropoda, Lepetellida, Haliotidae. Gene Ontology annotation, biological process: deoxyribonucleotide biosynthetic process. Gene Ontology annotation, cellular component: cytosol. The coding region runs from base 119 to 1330 and encodes 403 amino acids. Gene Ontology annotation, molecular function: ribonucleoside-diphosphate reductase activity, thioredoxin disulfide as acceptor. The record is from RefSeq and is a predicted model, not a curated record. The transcript is spliced from 8 exons.